AUGGGUCGCGUUCGCACGAAGACCGUCAAGAAGUCCGCCAAAGUCAUCAUCGAGCGCUACUACCCCAAGCUCACCCUCGACUUCGAGACCAACAAGCGCAUCUGCGAUGAAAUCGCCAUCAUUGCCUCGAAGCGUCUUCGCAACAAGAUCGCCGGCUACACCACCCAUCUGAUGAAACGUAUCCAGCGCGGUCCCGUCCGCGGCAUCUCGUUCAAGCUCCAGGAAGAGGAGCGCGAGCGCAAGGAUCAAUACGUGCCCGAGAUCUCGGCCCUUGAUUUCACGCAGAACACCGAGAGCGGCCAACUGGACGUGGACAGCGAUACCAAGGAUCUGCUGAAGAGCAUGGGCUUCGACAGUAUCGCUGUCAACGUUGUGCCGGUCAGCCAGCAGGCGCCGCAGGAGCGGGGCGGUCGUCGGGUCUUUGGCACCGAUAGACCGGGACGACGAGAGUAG
This is a messenger RNA of Cladophialophora yegresii CBS 114405, 453 nucleotides long. RefSeq names its product 40S ribosomal protein S17. The record is from RefSeq and is a predicted model, not a curated record. Lineage: Eukaryota; Fungi; Ascomycota; Eurotiomycetes; Chaetothyriales; Herpotrichiellaceae. Gene Ontology annotation, molecular function: structural constituent of ribosome. The transcript has 3 exons. Gene Ontology annotation, cellular component: ribosome. Bases 1 to 453 code for a protein of 150 amino acids. Gene Ontology annotation, biological process: translation.